ACCCGCGGUGACGCCGCCGUGCCCCGGAGCCGACACUCGCCGGGGCCGCGGCGGGAGCGGAGCGGGAGCCGCCGCAGCAGGAGCCGGAGGGGGCCCGGCCGGCAGCUCUGAACAUCAACAGGAAAAUAACACUGAAACAGAAUGUCGCUUACCUUUUGUCUGAAAAGGUGAAAUAUCUUCAGAUAGCAAUGGCUGAUAAGGGUGGGAAGAUGCUUCCAGGACAAUUUUACAUUCAAGUGGAGUAUGACUAUGAGUAUGAGGCCAAGGACAAGAAAAUUGUGAUCAAGCACGGGGAAAAAUACAUCUUAGUGAAAAAGACUAAUGAUGAUUGGUGGCAAGUCAAAAGAGACGAAAAUUCCAAACCCUUUUAUGUGCCAGCUCAAUAUGUGAAGGAAAUACCCCGGAAAGCACUGAUGCCACCUGUGAAGCAGGCAAGCAUGUUGCCAAAUAACACCUUGAAGUUGACACAUGGAUUACAGAGAUCAACAGAAAAUGUGAAUAAGUCACCAGAGCUUUCUAGUUUUGGAAAAUGUUCUCCAGUUCAAGUGUCUUGCUUAGUUCGAGAUGCCAAUCAAAACCUGGGACCCAACAAUAGCCCCUGUCAGACUUUUGGGUUGAGUCUGGACCUUACCCAGAACAAUGGAAAACUUAACAAUGAGUUGCAAUCUCCCAAGGUUUCCAAUCAGUUCAGAACCAUUUCCAUGGGUCAUUUCCCAUGCCCAGAGUUCUUGGAAAUAGAGAAGACCAGCUUUUUGCAUGAACAGUCUUGUGAUUCAGCAGGAGAAGGCUCAGAAAAAAUUCACCAAGAUUCAGAGUCUGGAGAUGAACUCAGUAGCAGUUCCACAGAACAAGUGCAGCCAACUACUCCACCAAGCCAAGGGAGGCCUGAUUCACCUGUUUAUGCUAACUUACAAGAACUGAAAAUAUCUCAGUCUGCACUUCCACCUCUACCUACAAGUGCUCCAAUCCAAAUAAAUGGGGAAUGGGAAACCCAUAAAGAUACGACAGGACGCUGUUAUUACUACAACAGAGGAUCACAGGAGCGAACCUGGAAGCCUCCGCGGUGGGCCCGAGAUGCAAGCAUUAAUAAAGGGGAUUCCCAGAGCCAUGCAGAUCAUGAGCAUCUUUCAUCAGAAGAAAACGACCACAGUUCUUGUUACAGCCAGUCAGAUAGUCAGUAUGGUUCUCCUCCAAAGGGUUGGUCAGAAGAGUUGGAUGAACAUGGUCAAACCUUAUAUACCAAUGACUAUACUAAUGAAAAGUGGAUAAAACACGCAGAUGAACAAGGUAGACCAUACUACUACAGUGCUGAUGGUUCCAGGUCAGAGUGGGAGUUACCUAAGUAUAAUGCUUCACCACAGCAGCAGAGAGAUAUAAUAAAGAGUAGGAGUCUGGACAGGAGGCUACAGGAACCAAUAGUUUUAACAAAAUGGAGGCACAGCACAAUUGUGCUGGACACCAAUGACAAGGAAUCGUCAACUGCUUCUAAGGCCAGUUUUCCUGAAAAUGAAUCAUCUCCUUCUUCACCAAAGCAUCAAGCCACAGGUCAAGAAAAGUAUGGGUUAUUAAAUGUGACAAAAAUCACAGAAAAUGGGAAGAAAGUUCGAAAGAAUUGGAUGUCGUCAUGGGCAGUGUUACAAGGGUCAUCACUGCUGUUCACUAAAACCCAAGGAAGUGGAACUGGCUGGAAGUUUGGUGUUAAUCAGUCUAAGCCAGAAUUUACAGUGGAUCUCAAAGGGGCUUUGAUUGACUGGGCCUCGAAGGACAAAUCCAGCAAAAAGAAUGUUAUUGAGCUAAAAACCCGCCAAGGUACUGAGCUCUUAAUUCAAUCAGAUAAUGACAGCUUCAUUAAUGAGUGGUAUAAAGUUCUUAACUACACCAUCAACAAUCAGGUAAUAGAGUCUGAUGAAGCAUUAGAUGAUGAGGUACCAGAUUCCCCUGGAGUGGAAAAACAAGACAAAGAGAAAGAGAAAGAAAAUAAAGACUCUAAGAAGCUUCGUUCAGUGAAAGCACCCAGCAAUAUAGACUCCACAGAUCAGAAAAAGACCAAAACGAAGCUCAAGAAGUUUCUUACACGGCGUCCUACAUUACAAGCUGUCCGUGAAAAAGGCUACAUUAAGGAUCAAGUUUUUGGUUCAAAUCUCACCAGCUUGUGUCAAAGAGAAAACAGCACGGUGCCAAAGUUCGUGAAGCUGUGCAUUGAGCAUGUUGAGGAACAUGGAUUAGAUAUUGAUGGCUUAUACAGAGUUAGUGGCAAUCUUGCAGUGAUACAGAAGCUGAGAUUUGCAGUCAAUCAUGAUGAGAAGCUGGACUUGAAUGACAGUAAAUGGGAAGACAUACAUGUCAUUACAGGAGCUCUAAAAAUGUUCUUCAGAGAAUUGCCAGAGCCACUGUUCACUUACAACCACUUCAAUGACUUUGUCAAUGCAAUUAAGCAAGAACCACGGCAGCGUGUCCCUGCUGUUAAAGAUUUAAUCAAACAGUUGCCAAAACCAAAUCAGGACACCAUGCAGGUACUCUUUAGACACCUGAAAAGAGUUGUAGAAAAUGGAGAAAAGAACCGAAUGACCUAUCAAAGUGUAGCAAUAGUUUUUGGUCCAACCUUAUUAAAACCAGAGAAAGAGACUGGUAACAUAGCAGUCCACACAGUAUACCAGAAUCAGAUUGUAGAGUUAAUUCUACUGGAAUUGAAUUCCAUCUUUGGACGCUGACAUUUUCCUUGGAGGAGAAACUGGAAGUGAUGGGUUGGCAGCAGUACUCCAUCAGAAGAAAAACCUCUUGCUGUAUAUGAUGUUUUAUGUUUGUGGACCAAGCAGCAACUUGUUUUUUUGCACUUUUGGGGAGGGAAGAAACAGGAGAAAUGUUUGACCACUUUAAUGCGAAUUAAAGACAACACUUCAGAUUUCUUUGAAAAGUUCAAUAUAAAAAAUUAAUUGAAAAGUUUCUAGUUUGCCUUUUUAAAGUAUCAUUGGAAAAAUCUAAUAUAGGUUCAUACACUGGAUAUCUUGGAGAGUAAAACUAAUAAUCUCA
Molecule: messenger RNA, 3030 nt
Organism: Zonotrichia albicollis (white-throated sparrow)
Lineage: Eukaryota; Metazoa; Chordata; Aves; Passeriformes; Passerellidae
Gene: ARHGAP12
Product: Rho GTPase activating protein 12
Biological process (GO): signal transduction; regulation of GTPase activity
Cellular component (GO): cytoplasm
Molecular function (GO): protein binding
Source: RefSeq, a predicted model, not a curated record